Messenger RNA from Prunus dulcis (almond), 2304 nucleotides. RefSeq names its product F-box/kelch-repeat protein At1g55270-like. The coding region runs from base 831 to 2117 and encodes 428 amino acids. NCBI's taxonomy places the organism in Eukaryota, Viridiplantae, Streptophyta, Magnoliopsida, Rosales, Rosaceae. The record is from RefSeq and is a predicted model, not a curated record. The transcript is spliced from 3 exons. Gene Ontology annotation, molecular function: protein binding.
UGAAAAUGGGGGAACCAUAUACGAGCUUUCGACCCUCGCAUUUCCCACUCUCUUUCCCCAAGUCUCAAACAAAAGCUAACUUCCAAUCUUUGGUUGUGAAUUGUUUCUUCAAUUUCUUUCACGAAGCAACCACCCAAUCGUCAUCACUCAAAGCCUCUCUCUUUCUGUGAUCCUUUUAAUGGUUUAGGUUUGCCCUUUUCUCCUUUUCUCCUUUUCUCUCUCUCUUGUUGAACACACUCUUGUGCUUGGUAGGUUGUGCCGUUGAGGUGAAUGGGCCCUAAACUCCACUGAAGAUUAAUGGUUAUGGGGGUCUCCAUCUAUUCCUUCAGUGCUCUGUUUGCCGCCUAGUCUUGUGCUGUCUCGCAUUUGGUGGUUUUGCGUUUUCUUUCUUUUCAUCUUUUAUUGAAAAGAUGAGAUCUUUGGGUUUUUGAUUCUUCUCUAUGGAGGUCUUGGCGUGUGAUUUUCUGAGGCCUUUCAAACUGGGUUUUUGAUUCUCGAGUGGUUUUGAUGAUAAUGAGGUGAACAAUGGCGGGCUUGCGUUGUUUCCGAUUGGGGUUAACUCCGGUUCAGGGGUUCUGUGUCUCUACUGGUUUCGGCUUGUGAUUCUUAAGCUGAUUUUGGUCAACUAUGAGUUCUACUCAGAUGGGCUUUUGACCACUGGAGGUGGAUUAAGGACAUCUUGAGGUUACUUCGUUUAGAGGAUUAAUCAAAGAUUAUUUGCAGUGAAGUUCAAGAUUUGGGUCAUAAUGAUUGAGAGAUUGGUAUUUGAUAUUUGAGGUGGAGUUCUUGUGGCAAAAUCUGGUCUUGACAAGUCCCUAGGGGAAGAAAAGAUGGACAGAAGGAUACAGCCUCCGCUGGUUGAUACAACAGCAUGUUUAUGUAGAGUAGAUGCUGGCCUUAAAACUGUUUCUGGAGCAAAAAAGUAUGUCCCAGGGGCAAAGCUCUGUCUUCAGCCUGACAUUAAACCCUCCAUUCAUCCAACUAGGAGUAAGCCUUUACGUGGUGACGGUAGCCGGAUUCAGUCCCCUCUACUUCCUGGACUUCCAGAUGAUCUUGCCAUUGCUUGCCUAAUCAGGGUCCCAAGAGUUGAGCAUCGUAAGCUCCGCCUGGUUUGCAAAAGAUGGUACCGUCUUUUGGUUGGUAACUUCUUUUAUUCCCUCCGUAAGAGCCUUGGCAUUGCAGAAGAAUGGAUAUAUUUAAUUAAGAGAGAUCGAGAUGGGAAAAUCUCCUGGCAUGCCUUUGACCCCGUAUACCAGCUAUGGCAACCCCUUCCUCCUGUCCCUAAGGAAUAUUCUGAAGCCCUUGGGUUUGGUUGUGCUGUACUCAGUGGCUGUCACCUCUAUUUGUUUGGGGGAAAAGACCCGCUAAAAGGGUCAAUGAGACGAGUCAUUUUCUAUAGUGCCAGGACCAAUAAAUGGCACCGUGCCCCAGAUAUGCUUCGGCGGCGGCAUUUUUUUGGCUCAUGUGUUAUUAAUAACUGCUUGUAUGUUGCCGGUGGGGAGAAUGAGGGGAUGCAUCGGUCCUUGAGAUCUGCUGAAGUCUAUGAUCCCAACAAGAACAGAUGGUCCUUCAUUUCAGAUAUGAGCACUGCAAUGGUGCCCUUCAUUGGGGUUGUUUAUGAAGGCAAAUGGUUCUUGAAGGGGUUAGGGUCUCAUCGGCAAGUUUUGAGUGAGGUCUACCAACCAGAAAAUGACAGCUGGUACUCUGUGUAUGACGGAAUGGUUGCAGGCUGGAGGAACCCAAGUGCUGCUUUAAAUGGGCAUCUCUAUGCUUUGGACUGCAAAGAUGGCUGCAAACUUAGAGUUUAUGAUGAAGCGACUGAUUCUUGGGGCAAGCAUAUCGACAGCAAGAUGCAUUUGGGUAAUUCUAGGGCUUUGGAGGCAGCUUCCCUUGUUCCCCUGAAUGGUAAACUUUGCAUCAUCCGGAAUAAUAUGAGCAUUUCACUGGUUGAUGUUUCGAAAUCCAGUGAUGUUGGUGGAGCAAGUGCUGAACAUCUGUGGGAAACUAUAGCAGGCAGAGGGCAGUUCAGGACCUUGGUCACAAAUCUGUGGUCAAGCCUCGCUGGCAGGAACCGCCUGAAAAGUCACAUAGUUCACUGCCAGGUUCUUCAAGCCUAGAAACUGUAAAUUGUAUCAAAUUCGAAAAGUUCACUCUUUUGGUUUGUAUGUUUUUUCGGGAAAUUUCAGGAUUCAAUGGACCACAUAUGUAAUGUUUCGCCAUGUUGGAUGACAGGGUUCUCUUCUCGUGUACCGUGAAAUGCAGUGGACGCAAAAAGUACAUUGGUAUAGAUUCUCUUCUCGUGUA